This is a messenger RNA of Microstroma glucosiphilum, 2440 nucleotides long. RefSeq lists its product as hypothetical. The transcript has a single exon. Bases 168 to 2297 code for a protein of 709 amino acids. NCBI's taxonomy places the organism in Eukaryota, Fungi, Basidiomycota, Exobasidiomycetes, Microstromatales, Microstromataceae. The record is from RefSeq and is a predicted model, not a curated record.
CUCGUGCGGGGGGGACGUGGGCAGGGCGUAGGCAAAGGCAGAGGUCAAGGAGGCUACAGCUUCCAUCCCUCCAUCCUUCUUCACCAUCUCACUCUUGUUCUUGGUCGGUCUCAACUGGGGCCACCUUUCUCCCUCUCCCUUCGGUCCUACCUCCUGUCCUUUCAGCGAUGUCAAGGUCGACUCGCAGUCAGUCCUCUGGCGGCCAUGGCGGCUACGGGGCCAUCUCACAGCACGACGAUGACGGCGUGGAACAAGAGACCAUCCCCGCCACCUCUACCGCACCUCAUCCUUCCAUGUACAGCCGUCCUGCUGUCAAGGCUACCUUUGCCAUGGGUGCCAUCCUCCUCGGCUUGAAUCUCUUUGCAUUCCUCUUCCUCAUCACCUUGCUAUGGCAUCCGACUUUGCCCUCUCCUUUUGCAACGGCACCCCUCAUUCAGACUACUCUGCACCUCGUUGCCAUCCUCGUCCUCGGACCAGCUCUCCUAGUCUUUGAGCUCUCUUCAUCUGUCACAAAGGGUAUCCACGAGGCUUCCCUCGCCCUUGUCGUCAUCCUCGCCAUCCUACUCGCAGCCAUCGAGACCUUCCGAGAUGACGGUACCGCCCUCUCUGCCACACCCGCCCUAGUCUUGAUGGCCUUGUCCCUGGCAUGGGCGGUCAUCUCCGCCAAGGUCGUCGCUUCUCUUCAUGCCGACUAUCUAGUAAUGCCUCAAAACGAAAUGGGCGAGUCAACCCCUCUACGCAUCAGCGUGGGGUCGCAAGACGUGCAGAACCAGUACAUCCGCUGGUUCAAGGUUGCCGUCGCUUCCAUUGGCACUCUCAACGUCCUCGUCGCCCUACUUCUCAUCGUCGGAAACGUCUCAUUGGACGGGUAUGAUGCUGGGCUUGAGACUCCAGGACAGCUCCUUUGGGUCAAUCCCGGCAAGUCUUCACGAUGGCAGCCAGCUGCUCCCAGCGGCAUCAUCGAUAGCCUCAGUGGACCUGGGCGGGUUCGACUGCACAUCGGUCUCGAAGCAAGUCCAUUGCCUCCCGCUGAAGUAGAUUCGAGCGAGGGACAGCGGACGCUCUCCGCCUCCUCACCCUGGGACGACAAGCCCACGGCCAUCUUCUUCCCUCCAUCAGGCGUUUCCGGCUACACUUCCUCUCACUGGCUACGAUCCAUGGUCCAUCGCGCCGCCGACAAGCCUGCCACUGGCGCAGAAGACGGCCAUCUGGCUCUCAGGAGGGCAGUCUGGUUCGAUCCCCUCGGUAUGGGACUCAGCGACUACGUGAGAGGCUCGCAGGAUCUGGGUCUGCAAGCUGCCGCCCUCGCCGAGGGACUCGAGCAGCUCGGCCUCCUAGAUUCUGCCAAGUCAGAAAAUAGUCGGACACCGCGAGAGGAGCAGUUCGUACUCGUCUCCCUACACGAUGGAGCACUCCUCUCAAGCGUCUUUGCUUCUCUCUUGCCCUCGUCCAAGAUUCACUCGCAAGUGUUCAUCGACGCCGAGACUCCCACCUCUUACUACUCCACCGACAUCUCUGCCGACUCGGGUCUGCGCAUGGGGUACGGCGCCGAGGGUCGCAAGACGCGGUUAGGUCAAGCAUGGAACGACCUGCUCCCCUCCCUCGCAAGCUAUCUCAGCCCCGGUCGCCUGCUCGGCGCUCUCCUCCUUGGUCAAACAAGCGAGCGCCGCGUCAUGGGCAGUAAAGAUGCUCAGCUCCGUUCCAGCGCCAUCACCCGUGUCCUCUCCAAGACGGGGGAGCGCAAUCCUUUUGCCUCGUGGUACAGCUGGGAACACCCGGCACCUUCCUCCAAGACCCUUUUGGCGCGGCUCACUUCUCACUUUGAAGCCACCCACGGAGUUGAUUCGAGCAACUUUGCUCGACUGAAUGCAAGCGCGGCAAGGGAGAAGAGAGAAUCGCUACUGAGGGGGAAACCACUGGCUGUUCUGAGCAGUUUCUGGAAGAUGGGCAGGGAUCCCAAAGGCUGGGGGGAGGUGCAACGAGAGCAGUACGUCAAGUUGGGCAUGGAGGGUUCGCUGGAAGAGGAGCGCGAGCUCGAGGGAGCCACGAUUCAGCAGCAGCAGCAGCAGCAGCAGCCGCUGUCGUCUAGUGCACACGCAGAGGGCAAGCGCGGUUCCCUUGUUGGCUGGUGGAAGGUGGGUUCGAGGCAAACGUUCAAGGAUGGUGGGGAUAUUGGGUUCCCGGAGGGCUUGUGUGCCGAACAGGCCAAGGGGAGGGUCUGGUGCGAGGAGAGCAUCCGUAAGGUCUUGAGUUGGGAGGAGAGUCAGAACAAAGAGGAGGAGAAGAAGGCGCGGUGAAGAAGCUGGGAGAGGCUCCUUAGCAUAUUACAGUCCUCGUUUCCACUUGGACGCCUUGCAACGUCAUGUAUCAGUUGCUCCAGCAUCGAGUUCCCAUAGCUCCACUCAAUUGUAGUGUCAAUGUCUGUCGAUUUUACUCGCCU